Misgurnus anguillicaudatus (oriental weatherfish) is the source of this 2970-nucleotide messenger RNA. It is a transcript of the gene nup107, whose product is annotated as nucleoporin 107. The record is from RefSeq and is a predicted model, not a curated record. Gene Ontology annotation, molecular function: structural constituent of nuclear pore. Gene Ontology annotation, biological process: protein import into nucleus; post-transcriptional tethering of RNA polymerase II gene DNA at nuclear periphery; mRNA export from nucleus. Lineage: Eukaryota; Metazoa; Chordata; Actinopteri; Cypriniformes; Cobitidae. Gene Ontology annotation, cellular component: nuclear pore outer ring; nuclear pore.
UCCGCUCCAGUAGGGUGCAGCGUAACAGUCACGUGAUCCGCACACAGCGCAGCAGAAGAACUAUCAGAAGUGAAGGCGCAAAAUCUUCUGUGCUAGCAUAUGUGGCUAGCGGUUAAAAUUAUACAGACAUUAUGGAGUGGAGUCAGACCUGGUUGAGUCCAGUGGUUCGGGAAACUGACGUGACACGGGCUGCCCGCAGAAAGAGUUCACACAAAAAAGUGGCUUUUCCUUUAGCACAGGAUGGCAGUCCUGGGACGAGCACAACUCCAGCUAGACCACAUCUGCGACAGACACCUGGCUCACUGCUCAAACAAUCAUUCACCCCCAGAAGUUCCUUGAGGAACCCAGAUGUGUCGGCAAUCCUAGGGACAGGAAGCAGAACUCCUCGCUUCAUGAACACACCUCGUACCAAAGGCAAUCUCAGCAUGAAUUUGGAUGACAGUGAUUGGACAAACAGUCUUUACCCUUCACCUCUGUCUGGGAUGGAAACCAGCUUUACUGAUGAUGUGUCCAUGAGUGCUCUUAUGCUGAAGGAAGAUGAUCCAGGAGAGGAUGCCUGUCUAAGUCUGUUCCCAGAUUUCCAGCAGUCAUAUUUGCGUCAUGCAUCCACUGCGGUGUUUGAUCUGCUGGAAGAUUAUGAGGCUCUCUGUCAGGAUAAGGUGGGUACGUUGCAGCAAUUGGUUCUCCGGUCAGCCCCCGGCCAACAGAAAUCAUCCAAAACAGUUAGCAUCACCUGGCUGCUGCAGCAAGAGAUGGUGACAUGGAGACUCAUAACAUCCCUUUACAGAGACAGAGUCCAAACAGUGCUAGAAGAAGAUCUCAUGAUGGACAUAACAGUCCCCAAUGAAAGUGAAAAGGUAGUAAUGGAGCAGUUCUUCCAGAAGGACAGCAUGGUGCGACAGAGCCAGCUGGUGGUGGACUGGUUGGAGAGUAUAGCUAAAGAUGAGAUAGGAGAUUUCUCGGAUAACAUAGAGUAUUAUGCCAAAUCUGUGUACUGGGAGAACACUCUUCACACACUAAAGUUAAGGAGGAAUCAGUCCAGCAGUGGCUUCAGCAGGCCUUUAGUGACAGAACUGGAUCCUGACGCUCCCAUCAGGCAGAAGAGACCCCUAGCAGACCUAGACAGAGAGGACGACACGCGCCUGCUGAAAAACCUCUUCAACCUUAUACGAGCUGGCAUGACCGAUGAGGCUCAGAGGCUGUGUAAGCGAUGUGGCCAGGCCUGGCGUGCCGCUACUCUAGAAGGCUGGAAACUGUACCAUGACCCUAACAUCAACGGAGGAGGUGGAGAGCUGCAGCCAGUGGAGGGCAAUCCUCAUAGGAGUGUGUGGAAGGUGUGCUGCUGGAGAAUGGCAGAAGAGGAGCAGUUCAACAAAUUCGAACGAGCUAUCUAUGCAGCACUUAGUGGAAACCUCAAACAGUUGUUACCCAUCUGCGAGACGUGGGAGGACACCAUAUGGGCGUAUUUUCGCGUGAUGGUAGACACUCUGGUGGAGCAGGAGAUCUGUUCCUCUGGUUUGGGCAGUGAAGAGUUAGAAGAGCUACCAAGAGAAUUCCUGGAGACCAAUUGGACGUUGGAGAAAGUUUUUGAGGAGCUUCAGGCAACAGAAUCCAAAAGGGUCCUAGAGGCCACCAAGGAGCAUUAUCAUGUGAUUCAGAAGUUUGUUAUUCUCGGUGAUCUUGAUGGUCUUUUGGAAGAGUUCAGUGAUUGGUUGGGAAGAAGUCCAACUUUGCCAGCUCAUCUGUUGCGUUUUAUGUCACACUUGGUGUUGUUUUAUCGCAGUUUGGGAAUGCAGCUCAAGGAGGAGGUGUGUGUAGAUGUUUUGAAGGCCUACAUCUCUCUGCUAGUAAAGGAAAAACAGGUGGAUCUCAUUGCUUUCUAUGUCAGUCACUUGCCGGCUGACAUGGCCGUGUCACAGUACGCUCAGUUUUUGGAGGAAGUCAUUGAAACCGAGCAACGCAAACACUGUCUGAAGUUGGCAACACAAGCAGGUUUGGAUGUGGCAGCCAUCACGAAGACUGUGGUAGAGACCAUUAGAGAAAGAGACACGGAUACGUUUGCCCACCAUGACCUUACUCCUGCAUUGGACUCUGCUACUACAGUGGAGGAUCAGCAGAAGAUUGAUGUGAUUGAUUGGCUAAUAUUUGACCCUGCCCAGCGAGCUGAAGCCCUUAAGCAAAGCAAUGCCAUCAUGAGAAAGUUCUUAGCAUCUAAGAAGCAUGAUGCUGCAAAGAUGGUCUUCGCCAAAGUGCCGGAAGAUUCCAUGCGUGAGAUCUACCGCCAGUGGGAGGAGCAGGGCAUGGACACACCCCUUCCCGAGGAACAAAAUGCUAUCCGCGAGCACCUCUGUAUUCGUGCCUAUCUGGAAGCUCAUGAAGCUUUUAAUGAGUGGUUCAGGCAUAUGAAUUGUCCUCCAGUUAAACCCACUGCACCUGCGCAAGCAAAGUUUACAGAGAAAGUGGCCCAUGAGAUGAAAGAGGCAGAUUACAAGAUGGAGUAUGAGAAUUGGCAGGGACGUCUUGGAGCUCUGACGGAGGAUGUGAAGGAAAGGAUUUAUAACGUACUUCUGUUUGUGGAUGGGGGAUGGAUGGUGGAUGUCAGAGAGGACGCAGAGGAAGAUUCGGAGCGCACUCAUCAGAUGGCGCUGCUGCGCCGUUUGUGUCUGCCUAUGAUGUUGUUUCUUUUGUUAACUGUACUGCAGCGUACUGAACGCCACCAGGAGUGUCUGCGUCUCGCUGACAUCAUAGCAUCUGACCAACACAAACUAUACGAGGUCUUUUCUAAGGAUGAGCUGCAGAAGUUUCUCCAGAAGAUGAGGGAAUCAUCUCUCCUUCUGCUGGAUAAAGGACUAGACCCACUCGGAUAUGAGAUUCAGACCUAGUUCUUUUUUUCUCAUGCAUUUUGUCCAUAAUGCAAUUUGAGGAAAAACUGUGUUUUGUAUUUGAAUAAAGGUUGCGUGUUGUUUAGAA